AUGACCGUCUCGCCAACCAAGAUUUUGUUGAAGAAUGGCGUGCUUCUUAUCCAUGGAGAGGAUGGCAGAGUAAAACCUCAGCGGUCGGAUAUAUUCAUCGAGGGAGACACGAUUUCACAAAUCAGCCCAAAUGUCAGGACAGCCGGCGAGGAUGUCAAAGUCUUUGACUGCGAGGGCAAGAUCGUGUCUCCAGGCUUUAUAAGCACACAUCAUCAUGUAUGGCAAACCGCGCUGAAAGGUCGCCAUGUCGACCACACUGUACUUGAGUACUUGCCACGAGGAAACUUCAUUGGGUCAUUAUUCUCUACCGAAGACGCAUUUUGGGGUGAACUUGGUGGCGCACUUGAAGCUAUCGAUGGCGGGACCACGACCAUUGUGGACCACUCCAGUCUGAAUGUUGGCCCAGAAUUCCCCCCUACGUUGAUUCAGGCGCUUAUAGCCUCCGGGCUUCGUUCUGUCUACUGCUACUGCGUUCCUAGAACGACCAGCUGGAGCCCGUUCUCUACAGCAGAUGACUAUACAUCUUCACAUGUUCUCGAAGAAUGGAAAUCGCUAGUGACAAAGGGCCCGUACGGAGACGGGCGAGUGCAAAUUGGUUUCGCAGUGGACAACUUGUAUCAGUCGCCCGACCAAAUGAAGUUCCUUUACUCGGAGCUUCGCGCUGCAAAGGCUAAGGUUAUAACAUCACACGGUGCUGCCGGUCUAGCUUUCGGCAAUGGUCCUUCUGCUCUCCAGAUCCUGAACAACCACAACCUGCUUGGCUCAGAUAUACUCAUCUCUCACGCCAACUUCCCAAAGGAUGGCGACGCAGAGCUUGUCAAGAAGCACAACGUCUACAUCUCUGCAACUCCCAACACAGAGCUUCAGAUGGGAUGCCCGCCAGUCGCCCUUCACCCAGAGUUUGAAGCAAACUCCAGCCUCGGGGUUGACUGCCACAGUUGUGGCAGCAGCUUCAUGCCCAAUCAGAUGCGACUUGGCUUGCAGUAUGCCCGACUCGAACGACAAGAGAAUCUUCGGAGACAGGGCAAGUGGAGCCGGCAUGUCGGUCCGUCAGCUGAGCAAGCCUUCAAUCUCGCUACAAUUGGCGGCGCAAAGGCAAUUGGCAUGGAGGGUGAGGUUGGCCAGAUCCGCGUUGGAGCAAAGGCAGACCUAGUAGUCUUCAGCACCGACAGCCCCGCCAUGCUUCCUGCUGCUGAAGAAGAUCCCAUUGCAGCGGUGGUUCUGCAUUCGAGUGAGAGAGACGUGGAAACUGUCAUCGUUGGAGGCGUCAUUCGGAAGGAGAAUGGAAAGUUGCUACCUGUGUCAUUUACCGGUCAAGUUGAGGGGGCGAGUGACCUCGGUCUUCACGGGAAAAGCAUUACGUGGAAGGAUGUUGCGGUGAAUUUGAUUCAGAGCCGGAGUAGAUUGAACAAGAAGGCAGAAGGCAUCGACAUGACGGUGGUGGAAGAGACGAUUAUCGACAAUUUCUACAUGAACCGGAAGGAUAUGCUUGAGCAGUCAUGA
Messenger RNA from Colletotrichum abscissum, 1503 nucleotides. RefSeq names its product amidohydrolase. Bases 1 to 1503 code for a protein of 500 amino acids. Gene Ontology annotation, molecular function: hydrolase activity, acting on carbon-nitrogen (but not peptide) bonds. The record is from RefSeq and is a predicted model, not a curated record. The transcript is spliced from 2 exons. NCBI's taxonomy places the organism in Eukaryota, Fungi, Ascomycota, Sordariomycetes, Glomerellales, Glomerellaceae.